Molecule: messenger RNA, 1060 nt
Organism: Phodopus roborovskii (desert hamster)
Lineage: Eukaryota; Metazoa; Chordata; Mammalia; Rodentia; Cricetidae
Gene: Odf1
Product: outer dense fiber of sperm tails 1
Exons: 2
Coding region: 153-926 (257 amino acids)
Cellular component (GO): outer dense fiber
Source: RefSeq, a predicted model, not a curated record
GGGCGGGGUCACAGAACCCAAGCUUUAAAGUAAGGGAGUCAUGUGCAGCUCAUUUAAUUUUAAAGGAGGCCUCUGAGCAGAGCUUAGAACAAUUUUUUUCCUCUGAGUGCCAUUCCCCAAGGGUACUCACAGCACAAUAAGGUGUGACCGUAAUGGCUGCACUGAGUUGUCUUUUGGACAGUGUUAGGAGGGACAUAAAGAAGGUGGACAGAGAAUUAAGGCAACUGAGAUGUAUCGACGAACUGAGUUCCCGCUGCCUGUGUGACUUGUACAUGCAUCCGUACUGCUGCUGUGACCUACACCCCUACCCCUACUGCCUCUGCUACUCCAAGCGGUCCCGUUCCUGCGGCCUGUGCGACCUCUACUACCCGUGCUGCCUGUGUGACUACAAGCUGUACUGCCUUCGACCAUCACUCCGCAGCUUAGAGAGGAAAGCUAUCUGCGCCAUUGAGGAUGAGAAAAGAGAGUUGGCCAAACUCAGAAGGACGACCAACAGGAUUCUGGCCUCCUCUUGCUGCAGCAGCAACAUCUUAGGGUCCGUGAACGUGUGCGGCUUUGAACCCGAUCAGGUCAAAGUUCGAGUGAAAGACGGAAAGGUCUGUGUGUCAGCCGAGAGGGAAAACAGGUACGACUGCCUCGGAUCCAAAAAGUACAGUUACAUGAACAUCUGCAAAGAGUUCAGCUUGCCGCCAUGUGUGGACGAGAAAGACGUGACAUACUCCUACGGGCUCGGCAGCUGUGUCAAGAUCGAAUCUCCCUGCUACCCUUGCACAUCUCCCUGCAACCCCUGCAACCCCUGCAGCCCCUGCAGCCCCUGCGGCCCCUGCGGCCCCUGUGGCCCCUGCGGCCCCUGCGGCCCCUGUGACCCUUGCAACCCUUGCUACCCCUGUGGAAGCCGAUUCUCCUGUAGGAAGAUGAUCUUGUAAGGCAUAUGUUAGAACCUAUGUCUUAGCAGAAGUCAGUCCUCCAGCCAGGCAGCUCUUAAGCACUUUCUCUUCCCCUUCCCAUAGCCCAUAGUGGUUCAAGUGUAUAGGAAACUGAAUACAUAACUGCAAUCUGA